Molecule: messenger RNA, 6814 nt
Organism: Branchiostoma belcheri (Belcher's lancelet)
Lineage: Eukaryota; Metazoa; Chordata; Leptocardii; Amphioxiformes; Branchiostomatidae
Product: ankyrin repeat domain-containing protein 50-like
Exons: 5
Coding region: 642-4637 (1331 amino acids)
Molecular function (GO): protein binding
Source: RefSeq, a predicted model, not a curated record
AAAUAUUGGAUUGACAAAGCGGUGUUUAGAUCAGCUGGACUCCAGCCAGGUGCAAUGUAAGGCAAUUAUUCUCCCGAAAGCCCUAAUUGUUUCAUCUUACCAACACUUGUUUUCAUCAGGGAGCUCAUAACAAGGUGCAAAGGUGCAGGAGUGGCGUACAGACAAUCAGCGGGCCAGGCGACCAUUGUAGGCAUCGGGAGCGGGGAGGUGUCAGACAGAGAGCGUGUUUACCUACGGCUGUUUGGGUUGAAAGCGCGGCGGUUUCGUUAGCAAGGAUUGAACAAAUAACUUAUACACAAGAGCCAACGGACAGCGAUUGUCUCUGAUAUAAUUAAACCAUCGACCGAACUUGGAAACCUGGGAUCCGGUUACGCGAUGGCGAAAGAUCUGCCGACAAAAACAGUAACAGUGUCCAUCUUAUCUGAUCACCAUGCGGGGCCACUCAGACUGUUUGCAGUGCAGUGAAAGGUACCACGUGUCAGGUCUGUCUGGAUGCCUGUGAGUCCUGGGAACGUGAAGCCUGCAGUGGUGUGUGACACAAGUUGUGAGACGGUGUGAACCCUGACGGGUCUGGUGAGAGGUCGUCACACUAGCGCUGUGGGACUCCCUUCCCGACUGGAAUCGCACGGAAUACCCCCAACAUGGCGCACAGUCUGCUACAGGGAAAGCGGUUCUACUGCCGAGAAUGGGCCUUCAACAAGCUCCUGCAUUCGCUGGAGAACAGGCAGGCUGCCAAAACGUGCGGGGCGCUGGUUAUGGGAGGGCCCGGGAGCGGCAAGACCGCUCUGAGCACCGAGCUCGUCUGGCCGACCAACAAGGACGGGAAACAGCGCAUUCUACACAGAAGACUCUUGGCUUAUCAUUUCUGCCAGGCCCACGAUGUUCGCACACUCUCUGUGGCAGAAUUCGUGCUCAGACUCGUAGAACAGUUGUCAAAAUCACUCGAGAUCGAGGAGUACGCGGAAAAGGUGAAAGACCCCGCGAUCCAAGCAGUCCUCCAGCCGGCGCAAGUCGAGCUCAGCCCCGACGAGGCCUUCAAGCGGGGCGUGCUCCUACCCCUCCUCGGGAUCAACCCACCCACGCACAACUGUUUCAUUCUUGUGGACUCAGUGGAUGAAUCUUAUCUUCUUGAAACCGACGAUAAGACCGAGGGGAGCAAGACAAUCGCGGAACUGUUGGCCCGUCAUCACGAACUCUUUCCCCCGUGGUGUCUCCUGGUUUGUUCGUCACGAAAGCAGAGCAAAUCCGUCAACCGGCUGUUCACUGGCUUCAGAAAGGUCAGCUUGGACGACUUGAGAAAAUCUCACGCUGUACGCGAUGUGCAACAGUACAUCCUUGCCAGGCUGGACAAUGAAGAGGCACUCCGUGUGCACCUCAAUAGAGACACAGCAGAAAUGCUCAACCAACUGCACAUCAAGAGCAACGGAUGUUUCUUGUACCUGGAAAAGGUGCUGGAUGGAGUUGCUGAGAACUUCAUCAUGUUGAGAGAAAUCAAGGACAUUCCUGGGACCCUCAAUGGAUUGUACCUCUGGCUCUGUCAGCGUUUGUUUGUCAAAAGGCAGUUUGUGAAAAUCCAGCCAAUCUUGAAUGUGAUGCUGGCUGCAAGAAAACCACUGACAGAAAUGGAACUGUUUGACUGUGCCUGGACACGUAACACGGCCCUGACCCUGGAGGAAUUCCAGCGAAGGAUGGACCUCAUGUCACGCAUCCUCCUCACGGGCAGAGGUAACACCUGCAUUCUGUUUCAUCAUAGUUUUGCAGAGUGGUUGCUCGACGUGAAACACUGUACCCAGAAGUAUUUGUGCAAUGCGGCAGAGGGGCAUGGCAUGCUGGCAAUGAAGUACACACUGUUUGCACGUAGCCUUGCUCCAGUAGAGGUGCAAGAGUUCGCCGCUCACCUGGUCAAGAGCAAUCUUGUCCCUCCACUUGAAAGUUACCACCUUGCUCUAUGGUUGAUCUGGAGUGGUGCCCCAGUCAAGGAUAGCUUGCAGGAUGGUUGCCCGCUGAACAAACGCGUGACGAAUCUCCUCCUCACAAGCGGUGCAUGUGCAGAUGGCUCGCCUCAGCAUGGCAAGUGCAGAACACUGAGCAAUAGGUCCAGAGAGGAAGAGGAUUCAGUACGGGAGAUGCUGGAAAAUGGUGCUACGAUAAACCAAGUGGAUGCGAACGGCCGUACGUUGCUGUGUAAUGCUGCUUACCACGGUAACUUGCAGAUCUGUGAGAUGUUGAUCGCACGUGGUGCCGAUCUUGAAGUGGAGGACAAGAGUGGACAGACUGCCUUGAACUUGGGUGCUCGACAAGGGCAUGAGCAGAUUGUGAGAACAUUGCUGAGGCAUGGUGCUAACCCUAACCACAUGGACCACGAUGGGUGGACGCCCCUGAGGUCGGCUUCUUGGGGAGGGCAGGGUGGAGUUGUGUCUGCCCUACUCCAAGCAGGGGCAUCUGUGGACUUUGCAGACACCGAUCGAAGAACAGCGCUACGAGCUGCAUCAUGGGGCGGUCAUGAAGAAGUGGUGUCCAAACUCCUUGAGCAUGGGGCCGACGUGAACAAGGCCGACAACGAGGGACGCACAGCGCUCAUCGCUGCCGCGUACAUGGGCCACAAAGAAAUCGUGGAACAUCUGCUGAACCACGGCGCAGAGAUCGACCAUGAGGACUCGGACAGGCGGACUGCCCUGUCGGUAGCCGCGCUGUGUGUGCCUGCCAGCCAAGGCCAUGCCGAUGUGGUGGAACUCCUGAUUGACCGCGGUGCUAAUGUCAAUCAUGAGGACAAGGAAGGCAUGACUCCACUGUUGGUUGCAGCGUACGAAAACCACACAGACGUAAUUGAACUCCUCCUAGAGAAUGACGCUGAUGUCGACCACUCAGACAACAAUGGUAGAACACCCCUCCUGGCAGCCGCGUCCAUGGGGCACGCACAAGUUGUACACCAGCUUCUCUUCUGGGGUGCAGCCGUGGAUUCCAUCGACACUGAAGGCAGGACUGUGCUCUCCAUUGCCUCUGCUCAAGGUAGUGUUGAGGUCGUGCAUCUGUUGCUCCAGCGCGGGCUGGAUGAGAUGCAUCGUGACAACGCCGGGUGGACUCCCCUUCACAUGGCUGCCUUCGAGGGGCACAGGGAGGUGUGUGAACUGUUGACAGAGCAGGGUGCACGCACAAGUGAGGCCGACAAUGAUGGCCGGCAGGCACUGAUCCUGGCAGCACAGGAAGGCCACAUAGACUGCAUCAAGCUUCUGUUGGACUAUGGAGCUGACAUUGAUCACAUGGCUCACGACGGCAGGAAUGCACUGCGAGUGGCCGCCAUCGAAGGCCACAAGGACAUCAUUCAAAUGCUGAUCGAAGGAGGGUCAGAGGUGAACCUCGCUGACGGAGAGGGACGUACGACGCUGUACAUCCUAGCGCUGGAGAACAAGCUGGAGAUGGCAGAGCUCCUGCUCAAGCACAACGCCUACGUGGACUCGACAGACUUGGAGGGAAGGUCUCCGCUGCACGUGGCGUCGUGGCAGGGGCACACAGACAUGGUCCAACUGCUCCUGGACAGCGCUGCCAAGGUCAACGGCAUGGACAACGAGAGAAGAACGGCUCUACAGUCGGCAGCCUGGCAAGGUCAUGCGAAAGUGGUGAAGGCUCUGCUUGAGAGAGGUGCUGAUGUGGAUCACACAUGCAACCAGGGUGCAACUGCCCUGUGUAUCGCUGCUCAGGAAGGGCACAUCGAGGUGGUGAAAGCCCUGCUGCAGUAUGGUGCGAAUCCUCACCAUGCAGACCAGUGCGGGCGCACGCCCAUGCGGGUAGCCAUCAAGGGAGGUCACCACAACAUCAAAAAGCUACUGGAGUCUGUCGGGGCGCCCUCGACAAACGGUUACAAGGACACGGGCACUAGGCGAAGCACGUCAUCAUGUGCUACAUCCACAAGCUCUGGAAGUGGAACAAGAAACGUGAGCGGAGUAGCUACAAACGGUGCCGUAGCAUCAUCAAGUUCACCUUCUGAGUCACCAGACUCCACAAUCGACCGUUGCAAGUCAUCAUCUAUAUCCAAUCAGUCCUCCAAAAGUUCCUCGAACUUGACUUCGUCCACAGUCAGCACAAUUCCGAUAUCAGAAAGUCAACAAGGGCUGACCUUCACCCAGGAGAUUCAGAGCACAAUGAGCAGAAGUCGACGUGAGAAACCAGAGAGGCCAACGCACCUGCCAGUCAAGUCAAAAUAUGGUAAUUCCCUGCAAAAGGACAAACACAUCAAGGACACCAUAGUGGAGAUUCCCCUGACAAGCUUUGACAGCCACUUGAACAACAACAAUUCAAACAGUCCAAAGCAAACCAAGAAGCUCCCCCGGAAUAAAUCACAGCCAGUGAUCAACACAAGCCCAAAGCGCCCAGACCUGACUCGGCAAACAUCAUGUCCUUCUCCACUGAAAAACUUUGUGAACGGCAAAGGCAACUCAUCGCCAGCGGAGAAUAAGGUCAAACGGAAUGGAAUCGUUACGAAUCCCAACUGCAGUCCGUAUCGCAAGUCGCCCGUACCACUGACGGAUACGUAUGUUUCCCAACGGAGAAUGUCGGACCUUGAAUUCAAACAGGCGGUGAAGAUCAGCUUCGAGGGGCCCACCACAAGGAAUGGCUUCAAGAAGGAGACCCCACUAUGACUGGAUCAGAGGCAGUCUUCCUCCCAACCUGGAAAGACUUCCUGCAGUUGAAAACGUGUUUGGACUGAAACAAUCAUCCUCCAAGAAUGGACUACCAACAGGACUAGGUCGUGGACUUGUUCUCUGGAUAUUUUUAUUUUUUGCUCUGUGAGCAAUGAGUGGACUAUAGUUCCCUGUUCUUCCCCGUGUGAUAAUAUUGGACUAGAUGGCAGACAUAGAGCCAGGCCAGUGGGUAGUCUAUCUCAGAGGAGGUAUGUUAUUUCCAUGUUUAUGUGUACAUGUCAGAAUGUAGAAGCCUCUAUCCUAUGGGACAAGAACUCUGUAGAGUGGAGGGAGCUUGUGCUUUGACCUCUUGACACGCUAGCAUACUUUAGCUGCCUUAGGACAGCAGCAAUGGAGUAAAUAUAUAUAUACAUAUAUAAAGAUAAACCUAUAUAUAUAUAUAGCAAAGCUAUGUAGAAGAACUGUUUGCAGAUCUCAGUGUGGUGUGGAAAUACUCAGAUUCUUUUUUGUUCCAAUUCCAAGUGGAUGCUGUAAAUGGUGCGUGGCAUUCAGGUGCUGUUUAACAGAGGCAUACAUAGCAAUUAGGGUAAUGAUCUGCAUUGCAAACCAAGGCAGAAGGUCGCAGUACUUGCCAUAUAAACAUUCCAAUUGGUUUUUCUGUUGACAGGACCAACUUUGUUGUGCAAGUACAUUUUACCUCCACAAACCACAUUCGCAGGUGCUAUUACUAGUAAUACCACAUUGUGUUGUAUUUAAAGUACAAAAGAAAACUAUGCUUUUCCAAAGCUUGCAGUCUAAGAAAUGUAAACAAAUAAUCGUCAGUUAACAGUAAUAUAUUUAUGCAGAAUGAGAGGUUCGUGUUCUCUGUGAUAAGACGGAUGUGCUAACAUUAUCAAAAAAUACCUACAGCAUUAGGUUUGAUCCUUGCAAAGACAUCACAAGUCAGAACCACAUGUAAGCCUCAUCUGGCUGGAUGUCUUCCAAAGUUUUCUUUGGGAGGGGUGUAAUUGUGGCAGGGAGGAUGCCAAAAAGCGGAAAUGAUUUUACAAGAACAUGCCCGAACAUGGCAUGCGGGUUGGGUUAUCUGAGAAUGGGACCGGGAUUCGUUCGGGAUGGUUGCAUACUCUGCCCAUCCUUCCUUGGUAACCGGAUUCCGAUCUGAAAUUCGAGAAUGACAGUAGUUCAGAGAUGAACAUACAAAUGUACCAAAUCCUUCCCCAUUAAUUACUUGACAAAAUGUAUCACUACUUUUGUACCUCUGAAAACUAGAAAAUAGUGUUAACUGUUAUUGUGAUGACAAAUCUUACAAAAGUUUAACUUAAACAAAAUUCAAUUCAUAUUAACAACGAGUUAUAUUUAAUCACCUGUAGCAAGGCAUAAAAGCAGCUUCUGAUAUGCUGGUCCCUUCCUACGACACCUGCUUUCAGUUAUAACAGCUUGUAAAACAUCCACUUUAGUGUCCUGGAAUUCCUCUUCUGACCUCCACCACACAAAUUCCAGUUGAACGUUGUCAGGCAAGGCCAGUAUCUUGCAAUCGCCUUUUUAAAAUGUUUGGAUACUUGCAAACUUUUGUGGUAAGGCAAGAACAACAUAACAAUAUGCGAACUGUUGUACCAGGACUAUAGACAGUAACAGUAGGUUAUCAUACACAUGAUAUCAUACAUGAUGUAAUCUUAACAUUAUGUCAUACAUAUAACAAGUGUCAAACAAAAAGUUGCCAACAUGAUAGCAUUUAGGUUCAACCAUAGAAUCUGCACUGAUAACUAGUAAAAAUAUUUAAAUUCAUCAAGUGUGCUUAGAGAAUGGACAUGUACACUGUACUAAAUAAGGGCAGCAUUCAGUUGCCUGCACUAAUUAUUCAAGAGAAGAGCACAUUCCGUUUGUUUUCAGUUUUGAUACCUUUUGUUGCAGUUUCACAAAGGUGUAUUGUGAGGUAUUUAGAGGUAUAACCCACCACAGUGGAGAAUCUAAUAAUGUGUGUAGAAAUGUGUUGACUGCUUUUUGAAGAGAUUGUUAUGAAAAAGAAGUCUGAAUUUGGUUCUGCGCAAGAGAGAAAUGACUGUUCAAAUUGUACAUAUAAAUAUAUGAUCUUAUUGUUAAUAUUCUGGUUGGAUAAUUUUCAGGUUGCUGUAUACAAUACUUAUUGCUAUGUAAUAAAUCACAGGCAAUGUAAA